Molecule: messenger RNA, 4856 nt
Organism: Schistocerca piceifrons (Central American locust)
Lineage: Eukaryota; Metazoa; Arthropoda; Insecta; Orthoptera; Acrididae
Exons: 12
Coding region: 142-1605 (487 amino acids)
Source: RefSeq, a predicted model, not a curated record
CGUCAUUUGCUGCUCCGACGGCAAGCGUCCACGUAGCCGCAUCGCCCGCUCUCGCCCAGCAGACAGCAGACCGCUGGCCGCGCGCGUGCAGUGAGUGACAGAGGGAAAGACAGCCAGCCAGAGAGGAGGCACCCCAGCAGCAUGCGGCCCGCCCCCGCGCUCUCCGCCCUCGCCGCCUCCGCCUGCCUGCUGCUGAUCGCCUCCAGGCACAGCAGCUUCGUCGACUCGGCGCCCGUCGACGAGCAGCCUCGUCAGCAGUCGCAGCCCCUCUCCGGUGCAGAAACAGCCGAAGAUCAACCGCAAGCGAACUUCGACGAGGUGAAGCAGCUCGAAGACCUGAAGAAUUCCUUCGGCAAGACGUUCUCGGUGCUGAAGUCACACUCCGCCACCUACUCCGACGUGAACGGGGAGCGGCGCGCCCACUCGCAGACCGACGAGGAGGCGCGUGAAGACGGGCGCGUGGUGGCGCACCUGAGCAAGACCUCGGAAGGGGAGGCGGCGGUGGGGGCGACGCCCUCGACGCGGACGCGCGUCGAGCUGAGCCUGCCGCAGCUGGGCGUGCACGCAGUCACCGGGGAUUCCCCCCAGCAGCAGCCGCGCCAGCCGGGGAAUAACCAGGAGGCGUCGCGAGCUGCGGCCGCCGCCAUGCCGCCACAGCAGCGCCGCAGGGCGCCCCCAGAGACCGCGGGUGACAAAUUGUCAUCGUAUGCCGGGAUCCAGUAUUCACCACAAGACAUGGCAGAGUACGUGUUCUGGACCGGAGAUGAGAAGGGAGUGACGCUGGCCAUUGAAGAGUUCUUGCAGGAAGGACUGAUGACACGGGAGGAGGCGAUCCGUUUCCUUCAGGACAUCAAGCUUAACCUGGACCUGCUGCAGCAGCAGUUCUCCCAGCAGAAACAGCAGGAGCAGCAGAUGGCCAAGGAUCGGGCUACCCUCCUUCAGAAGGCACUGGGUCUCGACAAGCCAGAAGUUCCGGUGACUUCAGAACCCAAACUGCUCCCGCAGGACAAUGAAGUACUGCAGAAUGACAAGAAGAAUACUGGCUCACAUAUUGAAACCAACAAAAUUUCUGACAGUUCCGAUGAGGACUACGAGGAGCUGCUGGAGAGGUUGAAGGUGGUGGACUUCCUCUACACGGAGUACUCGCUGGAAGAGGUCAUUUACCAGCUGGCCAAGAUCAUGUUCACACAGUCUCUCACCAGGGGGAGUGCUGAGGCCCAGAGUGCACUACAGAAGUUCACGGCAUUCCUGGAGGCAGAGGCAGAGCAGGGACACAUCUCACGCAGCCUCGAGAAGAAGGUUCUCGAUGUGCUGAUAGCAUCACUGACGGACACGCUGUCAGAAAAGCCGCAGCUGCUGGCCGCGGCUCGCGAAGGCCUGGCCAACGGUGCACCCCUCCACACGGCUCCCGCUCCCGGUGGCCUCAGUGCCGGCAGCGCGGGUGGGGCCAGUGCUAAGGAUCAGAUGCUGCUGCGUCAGCUACUGAGCCUCGCGCCCACGGCACAGCCGGGAUCGUCGCGCGGACGGCACGGCGGAGAGGGCGAAGUUGCCGGUGACGCUCGGGCCGGCUCCGAGGUGGGAGCACGUGCCCACUCUACAACCUAGACGGCUGGGAGAUGCAGUGUGCAGUUCCCAGUUACCUCCCCACUCUCUUGUCUCCUUGCCCCCUCUCACGACUGUUUGCUUUUCUGCAUUUUGCAUUAUUUGCUUACUUAAUCCAGCCCAUAUUUGCUACAGGUAAUGAACUGUUAUAAAAGACAUAUGGACCAUGCGUAGACAAAGCAUAUUCCCUCAAUAUCAUGAUCAUCAUUUUACUAGAAAUAAUAAUCUCCAUAAUUUUAGAACGGGAACUUGUAGGUGGGUCCAUAUUUUUCUGAAAAUAGCUUUUCCACAGUUACUAUUUAUUGUUUAUAUUUCAUUAUUUGCAAAUUGUUUCAGGGGUCCAGCCCCAUUCCCAAGUUGUAACCGAUCGAGCUGCCCACAGUCAGACUCGAUGGUGGCCAGUUACAGUGCCAUGUUCAAGGUUGACAUCUUGGCCAGUUAUAGGAAGAUCCAGGCUCGUGUCUGUAUUAUUGAUCUAUCUGUCACAGCACUAGCACGGGGAGGGUGGCAAGUCUCUUGCCCCGGUCUCCCUUUACAUCCAGAAAAGAUUCACAGCACUCACUGUGACAGCAUCAAAAAUUUCCACCCUUACCCAGGUUUGAACCCAUAAACCCACCCUCCCACUGUCAAUGUCAACAAUUAUCAAGAAAACUAAAUGGCAGGAAAACAUUCAGGCCCUAUGAUUCAAGAAGAUAUCUGGAUGCACCAGAAAGAUUGUACUGCCUAACAGAAAUAUUUAGUUUAAUUACAAAGAAAAGACAUCUAAAAUUUCAUGGAUGUAUAUCAUGAAUCAGUGACAUAAUUAACAGAGAAUCUUUGUCAUAGUAAAGGUAACCUGAAAAAUCAAAGUACAAUAGCUAGUCAACAAUCGGGAAAAAUCUCAAGGAAGUCACAGAUGGCAUUGUAAGUUCAUGCCCAAACAACUGGCAGAAAGAAGUCUGAAAAUGAAAAAUGUAUGGACCUAGGACAAUAAUGGAAGUAGGAAGAAGUUUUGUUAGGAUGUAAUGACUAAAGCUAACUAGUCAUUGCACGUCCUCUAUAAAAGCCCAAACGUAUAAAUAAUAAUAUUAUUAAACAAUAAAUGUUAGCUGUGGAACUUCCUAUUUGUAGAAAAAUGUUGUGUCUUGUCUCUACAAUCCACUUGCCUGCAAUUCUCUUAUAAUUUCUCCCUGCCUUUCAUACACAAUUUUCCUCUUCCUUCCUUCCAAACAAUGUUGUCCCCAAAAAAAUCUUAAUAGACCUUUUAUGCCGUCUUCUAGUUGUUUUUUGAGAGCUCUCUCUGGAUUUAUUCCUUUUAGUACAAUUUCAUUUGUUGUUCACUCUGUCAGACUGGUUUUGGUCAUCUUCCUCCAUAACCACACUCCUGCUGCUUCUAGAUAUUUUAUAUCACACAGGUUAAUUCCUACAGAACAGGAAAUCAGCAACAGGUCAUUGUUAAUAAUGCUGUUUAUUGAGAACAAUCGCUGCUGAUUUACUUGUUUGCAAGAGUUAACCUCUAUUUUUACACAGCCAUUAUCUCACUAUGUCAGUUUUCAACAAAACAGCAUUUCACAUAAUACUUCAACAGAGUUCAGUUUUUAUAGCCAUACAAUAGCAUAUAUCAUAUGUAGUAAACCUCCUUGUCACAGAACAUAAAUUACUACUUUAAGAAUAGUUUCAUUUCAUAACUGAGAAAGUAUCAACACACUUCCUAUACAUUAAAAAUACAAUACUAUUCUGUUGCCUUGUACCAACUCUUUAUGCAAUGUGACAACAUGUAAAACUGACCCAGUACGUGCUUCAAAGCUUCGAGAGAGAAACUUGAAUUUUACAGCUUCAGAUUUACCUUUCAAAGAAUGAAACACAGAUAUUUUUCCCCUCACUCAUAGUCUCUCCUCUGCAUUUCACUUCCUUCUGUCAGUAUGUACGCCUCUUACUCUCUUUGUGAUAGUGAUUUUUCUUCUUUGACAUUUAUCGCCCCUGUGUUGCGCCUUUAGCUACUGAAUCCUCCAGCUAUUUACCGGGCAAGGAGACACAACAAGCAAAGUGAAAUAUUGUUCUUUCCUGAUUUUUCCUUAUUUGCUGAGUAUAGUAAACAUUGAGUUAUUCUGUCCUAGAAGAGUCCAGUUUUAGUUCCAGUGCUUUCCAUAAAUGUAACUUCCUGUGAACAUGUACAAAAUUUUAUUAAUAAUAUGCAACCAGUAAAUAUCUAUGGUUCUAUAGCUAUGAAAAUAUUGGCUAAAAUUAUAUGAAUAAAUCAAAAUACUACAAACAUUUUUCAUCCAUAUACUAUAUCACAUCAAUGUCUAAAGUAAAUUUAUGAAAAAUGCACCAGAUCAUUAUUCUUUCAGCUAUUAUACACUAAAGAAAAAUCUGUACAAUGUGUAUGAUAUAAGUUUAAGUUUAGGAUGUUUCUGUGCGAGAUAAUCAGAUCACAUUCCAGAACUUUUUUUUUUCGAUUGCCUGAAAUAGCAAAUUAUGUAUGCAGUGUAGCUGAAACCAUUGCUAGCAUUUCCAGUUUAGCAUAGCUGCAACUUCCAUACCUCUGUAUCAGUGUACCAGAGCAAUUUUCUUGGUGUAGUGCCAUAUCUUUUUUUAAAAUUUAAGUAGGUUGUAAAAAUACAUGUUAUUUUCUUAGAAAUUCUAUAUUUUAUUACCGGAACAGUGAAGUAGUAAAUGUAAGCAUUUAUUACUCUUGUAUAACAUAACUUAAAUAUUUUGAAUAGAUAUGAGCAUCAGUAAUGCAGUCUAUGGUUUUUUGAUUAGAGUUAAGUGAAUUACAGCCAUCAGACAUUAGUACAACUUUCUGUGUGUCUUUCGCAACCACGAUGUUAAAUCAUUCCAUCAUUGUUUUCAAGUCAAGUGAAAGUUGCGUAUCCUCCUUCUAGAUAAUAAAUAAAUAUGCAUGGAAGACAAAUAAUAUUAUUUCUAUGAAAGUUUGUCAGUUACCAUUAUAGUUCAUUUGCAGCAGCACUAUUAAUUAUUACAAAAAUAAUUUUCUCAUGCAAGAGGAACUAUACAAGAACAGAAGGACGUCCAUUUAAUUUCAUAUUUCACAAUUCCAUCUGUACAAAAAUUGUAACUAUAUAAAAUUUGCAUAUAUAUUAGAUUCAAUACUUACCCUGGUGAAAUGCAGUAAGAAGGCAAUUUUUACAAAGUGCAUGACAAAUUAUAUCUGCCAGAAUAUUUCAAUUGCCACCUAUGUACCAGCAAUGAGUUUUCCUUCUUUUCUGCCUAUGAACAUGCAGGGUAAAAGCACUCUGUGGUGCUGAUAA